GCGUCGCGUCAUGUGCGCUGUGUGAGCCGGGUUAGAGAGCGAGCGCCGUUACCACAUUACAUCCAGGCACUGUACAGUGAGUACCGUGCGUUACUGCGGUAAGGGGAAGAGGCGCGAGUGAGCGAGCGAGUGCGCGCGCGCGCGCGCACACGUAGGCAGCGCCGUCCGUUUUGCGUAUCACUUGUGCGGCGCAGCGGGAGCAGGUGGCGCCCGAGUCUCCGGGAAACGGGGCUGCGGGGGGACCGCGGCGCGGGAGGAGCGUCCAGCAGCAGCAACUUCUUCUUCUUCUUCUUCUUCUUCUUCUCAUAAUAAUUAUUAUUAUUGUAAUUAUAACAGUUUUUUUUUUUCCACUCCUUUUGGCGUGUUUCCGUUUCUAUUUCGGGAAUUUCUGCUUUUUUUUCCUCCUCCUCGUCGCAGCCGCCAGUAGCCGCUGUUAUUGCAAUAAUAUAAUAAUAAUAAUAAUCAUCAUGGGACCCUUAUUUGUGUUGCUCGUCCUCUGCGCGAGCGCGCCUGUCCCGCAGCACGCGAGAGCAGCGGAUGGUGAAGAUCCUACUUCAGCAGACCCUUGUCAGCUGAAGCCCUGCCACAACGGAGGAGAGUGCGAGAUCAGUGAGCGUCACAGAGGCGACACCUUCACUGGAUACGUGUGCAACUGUCCUCCGGGUUUCAAUGGAAUCCACUGCCAACACAAUAUUAAUGAAUGUGAAAGAAAUCCUUGUAAAAAUGGUGGGAUAUGCACAGAUUUGGUUGCAAACUACUCAUGUGAUUGCCCUGGAGAGUACAUGGGAAGAAAGUGUCAGCACAAAUGUUCCGGACCUCUGGGAAUGGAAGGGGGAAUCAUUUCCAAUCAGCAUAUUACAGCAUCCUCAACGCACCGAGCACUGUUUGGGCUGCAGAAGUGGUACCCAUAUUUUGCCCGACUCAAUAAGAAAGGCCUUGUGAAUGCCUGGAGUGCGGCGGAGAACGACAGAUGGCCAUGGAUCCAGAUAAACCUGGAAAGACGGAUGAGAGUAACUGGCCUCAUAACUCAGGGCGCCAAGCGAAUUGGAAGUCCGGAGUAUGUUAAGUCAUACAAAGUUGCCUUCAGCAACAAUGGAAAGUCCUGGGUGAUGCACAAGGCCAGGGACACAGAUGAGGACAUGAUAUUUCGUGGAAACACGGAUAACAACACACCCUCGGCCAACUACUUCAGCCCUCCGAUCGAGGCGCAGUACGUGCGGAUUUACCCGCAGGUUUGCAGACGUCACUGUACCCUCCGAAUGGAGCUGCUGGGUUGCGAGCUCACAGGCUGCUCAGAGCCAAUGGGGAUGAAGACAGGCCACAUUCAGGACUAUCAGAUCACAUCGUCCAGUGUCUUCCAGACUCUCAACAUGGACAUGUUUUCCUGGGAACCAGGAAAAGCCAGGCUGGAUAAGCAGGGCAAGGUCAACGCAUGGACAUCUGGGCACAACGACCAGUCACAAUGGCUGCAGAUUGACCUGCUCCUCCCGACAAAAGUCACCGGUAUCAUCACCCAGGGAGCCAAGGACUUUGGUCAUGUGCAGUUUGUGGGUUCCUACAAACUCGCCUUCAGCAACGAUGGGGAAACGUGGACAGUAUAUCAAGAUGUAAAACAAAAGAAGGACAAGAUUUUCCAGGGGAACUUCGACAAUGAGACGCACAGAAAGAAUGUGAUCGAGCCUCCCAUCUACGCCAGGUUUUUGCGGAUUCUCCCGUGGUCGUGGUACGGACGCAUCACUUUGCGGCUGGAGUUGCUGGGAUGCACGGAGGACGACUGAAUGUUCCCUCACACCCUUCCCUGGUCCUUCUGCUGGUGGGGAAAACCAAGUAUUGAACAGAAAUCCAACACCUUGAUAUGAACUGUGUGAAACUUGUACAGAUAUUUACACUGAGUUUUUAAGACUAAAUGUUGUGGUCACCACGGGUCUGUGUUUUGUAUAAAUUUUUUGGUUUUAUUCUUUUAUGGUUUGUGAAACACUUUUUGCCUGUUUUUUGCGGUUCACGUUCUCUGUGAAAGAAAACAUAUUUGUUUUGAGGAAGCCCUUUACACCGUGGUUCAGCAUUAAUUUGAAAACUACUUCACUUCUAUUUAUUUUAUUUUUUUUUUAAUAAAAACAUAAGACCCUUUCUUAAGGGUGCCUAUUUGGAUGUAUAAUCUUUGACUGUUCCUCUUCUCUAACUCCAAAACAAAUAGUUAACACAGCUGUAAAAAAAAAAAAAAAAAAAAUCCUAA
Messenger RNA from Scleropages formosus (Asian bonytongue), 2233 nucleotides. RefSeq names its product EGF-like repeats and discoidin I-like domains 3b (gene edil3b). NCBI's taxonomy places the organism in Eukaryota, Metazoa, Chordata, Actinopteri, Osteoglossiformes, Osteoglossidae. The record is from RefSeq and is a predicted model, not a curated record. Gene Ontology annotation, cellular component: plasma membrane. The transcript is spliced from 10 exons. Gene Ontology annotation, molecular function: calcium ion binding; signaling receptor activity. The coding region runs from base 468 to 1778 and encodes 436 amino acids.